AGGCUGCUGUCGACUCUGUUCACAAGUUGGUGAAGUUUCCCUCAGCAGGUAUCCUGCGUCCUGAACUCCUGCGCUAUGGCUCGGAACUGACUGCGUUUAUACAGUGAAGCACAAUGGCGCCGUUUGGACGAAACUUUCUUAAAGCGCGACUGAAAAGCAGGUCUAAAGAAACAGAGGAAACACCAGCUAAAGAGAUACAAGUUUUAGUAGGCAAAGAGGAGAAAGUUGUUUCUGGUGUCUCCAAGCACACAACUUGUGCUGAUGUGGUUCAGGCUUUACUGGAAGACCAUAAGACCAAACCAGAAAGUAAAAGGCUUCUACAUGGAGAGCCAAAAGAGUUCUGUCUCCUGGAGCGCUGGAAGGGGUUUGAAAGAGCUCUGCCUCCCCUGACACGUAUCCUUCGCUUGUGGAAUGCAUGGGGUGAUGAGAAACCCUUCAUACAAUUUGUUUUGGUGAAGACUAGUGAAUUUGUACCUAAAAGGGCGUCAAAGUCGAAGGGGCUCAGGUCUAAGGGAUGGGAGAAGGGUCCAGCACAGUAUGCCAGAAACCUUCCUGUGGAACGCCAGAAACGCAUGGUAAAGAAGGCCUUCCGCAAACUGGAGAAAAUGCAGAAGGAAGACAGCUCAGAGGGUUCAAAGGAAAUUGACACAAUGGUUCAACUUAUCAUUUCCCAGGACUACACCAUCCGACAGCAGCUCGACCACAUACGGGAACUGGACUUGGAGCUUGAGCUUUUGGAGCAGCAGCUGAGAGAAAGCUGUCCUGAUGAUUCCAGGCUGACUGAGAGUGCCAACAGCCAAUUGCUUUCCUUAUCCAUAUUUCAGAUUGAUGAUCAACUGCAGGAAUACUUGUAUACCAGUGAUGGUAUUGCACAAAUGGAUCUACAGGUGCUUAGACAUCAGGAACUAAUUAAUGCGCUUUCUAGAGACAUUGACCUAGAGCUAAGAAAAGCUGUUUGCACAAUGAACACUGAAGAACUCCAGGACGCAGCAGCUACAAGUCCUGAUUUGGAGUUUGACCCAAUCACUCCCCUGACCUCUGCAGAAUCUUUGGAGUUGGACACCUUGCAGAAUGAGUUGGAGGCAAGUAUGAGAGCAGGAAUUUCUCUCCACACCGAAACCCAGGACCUUGAAAAGGAGAUUCAGCAUAACACAACAUUACUGCAGUCCAGGAACCAGGAGUACCAUCACCUUAUUGCCCAGCUAAGCUCAAUGCAGUUGGAGGACAAUGCUGAGUCACCCAACCCUGUAUACCUGAAAAGCCCAGUCUGUCAGAAAACUACAGGAACACUAAGGCAAAAACUUUCACCCGGUGAUGUGACAGACACGGACUCAGACACUGGCAUAAGCUCCACUCAUAGCCAGGACUCACUGUCUCCUUGUGUGGACAGACAGCCCCCUUUGGACACUGAUGUUUAAGUAAUGGACUUGUGAAAUAAACAAUACAUAGCCCUCUUUAUCAGCUGGUCUUGAUGAGCAGGAGGUCUCCUGUAAGCUCUUUAUAAUUAGGCUUUUUUAAGGAAAUUUAUAGAAAUUGUUCGGUUUUGCUUUAUUAAAAGCAAUGGCAGUAGAAAUGUAAUAAUGUCAAAAUAACACUAUGCAUUAAUGC
This is a messenger RNA of Clarias gariepinus (North African catfish), 1608 nucleotides long. RefSeq names its product Ras association domain family member 9 (gene rassf9). The record is from RefSeq and is a predicted model, not a curated record. Gene Ontology annotation, biological process: signal transduction. The coding region runs from base 114 to 1418 and encodes 434 amino acids. The transcript is spliced from 2 exons. NCBI's taxonomy places the organism in Eukaryota, Metazoa, Chordata, Actinopteri, Siluriformes, Clariidae.